GCUGCGGGGAACUGCGGCUCCGGGGGGAGCGCGCCGGGUUGGGCCGGGCCGGGCCGGGUUGGACCGAGCCGGGUCGGGCCGGGCCGGGCCCGCGGCUCCGCAUGGCUGCCCGAGAGCGGGACGCGAUCUCCUGGUACCAGAAGAAGGUCGGGGCCUACGAUCAGCAGAUAUGGGAGAAGGCGAUCGAGCAGACGGAGAUGAAGGGCUUCAAGAGCAAACCGAAAAGGAAGGGCCACAUCCAGCCCGACCUGAUCGACGUGGAUCUGAUCCGAGGUUCUACGUUUGCCAAAGCCAAGCCUGAGAUCCCCUGGACGUCGCUGACUCGGAAGGGAAUCGUGAGAGUCGUGUUCUUCCCGCUGUUCAGACAGUGGUGGAUACAGGUCACAUCCCAGCGUAUUUUCACGUGGCUCCUGGUGCUCUAUGUUAUGCAAGUCAUAGCAGUUAUAUUGUAUUUCAUGAUGCCCGUUGUGAAUGCAAGCGAAGUGAUGGGACCGAUGUGCCUUAUGUUACUGAUGGGAACUGUUCACUGCCAAAUAGUGUCCACCCAGAUAAACAAAACAUCAGGAAACAACGGCCUCAGCAGGCGGAGGAGGAAAUUACGCAAACCCGUGGGUGUCGAUGGGAACAGUUGGUCUCCUCCUGACAAAGCCAGUACAGAACAGCAGGCGGAAUCCGCGUCCGCGCUCACCAGUUUAUUUGGCAUGCUCUUCCGAAGGAGGGUCAGAAACACAAAGUUGGUAGCUGAGAAAGGAACUGAGACAGAACACGGUGUGAGCGCCGUGAGUAAUGACGUUAAGCACAGACACGCCAGGUCUGAACACAGGCUGCUGCACUUCAAAGAGAAAAAUAAACUUUCCGACGUGGAAAAGAGCCAUCAGGAUGAUUGCACCAACAGGGAUGGUCUAUCUGAUGAGCUUUCGAGCGAGGAGGAUGCUGAAGCAGUGGCAGAGAGGAUCCUGUUACGGCAGAACGUCGAAGGGGCUUCCAGUGACAACAGCUACGAAGAGAAGAAAAAGCAGCGUCCCAUUUCUCUGAGCCAGGCUGUCUCGCAGGUCAAGCAAGCCCUUAAAGGUGUCAGAGACUCUGACAGCGUUGCGGAGUCCGAACUUGAAUCCACAUUAUAUAAUCAGGACUCGGGCUCGUGCAUUAGUGUGGGGUCCCGGAGCUGCAGUGUGACCCGGAGAGACUCCGAGAGCACGCGGCACGACUCCGAGACAGAAGACAUGCUGUGGGAUGAUCUGCUGCACGGCCCGGAGUGCCGCUCGUCCUGCACCAGCGACAGCGAGGAGGAGGCUGUGAAGGGCACCAGGCGGGACCCGAAGGAAGAUGUUUUUCAGCAGAACCAUUUGCUCUGGCUGCAGAAUACAAGUCCAGAAUCUGCAAAAGUGAGCGCGCUGAUCUGGGAAGGGAACGACUGUAAGAAGGUGGACAUGUCCGUGCUGGAGAUCAGUGGGAUCAUCAUGAGCAGGGUUAAUGCCUACCAGCAGGGAGUGGGGUAUCAGAUGUUGGGAAACGUCGUCACCAUUGGAUUAGCAUUCCUGCCGUUCCUCUACAGACUCUUUCACACGGAUAACAUGGAGCAGUUGUGCUCCAUUUCUCUGAUGGAGCUUUUGCACAUCUUCUGUGGAGCUCCCGCAAGCAUCCCUGUCAUUGUUUUGUCUGCAAUCAACUUCCUUGAACGGCUUUGCUUAACCUGGAUGUUUUUCUUUAUGAUGUGUGUUGCUGAGAGAACGUACAAACAGAGGUUUUUGUUUGCCAAGCUUUUUAGUCACAUUACAUCUGCUCGGAAAGCCAGGAAGUACGAAAUUCCUCACUUCAGACUCAAGAAGGUAGAAAACAUUAAGAUCUGGUUAUCCCUUCGUUCCUAUCUGAAGAGGCGAGGCCCCCAGCGAUCCGUGGAUGUUGUCGUAUCAUCCAUCUUCUUACUGGCUCUUUCAAUUGCUUUUAUCUGCUGUGCCCAGGUCCUGAAGGGUCACAAAACAUUUCUGAAUGCAGCUUACAACUGGGAGUUCUUAAUCUGGGAGGCAGCACUUCUUCUCUUUUUACUACGCCUAGCAUCCUUGGGCUCUGAAACCAACAAGAAAUACAGUAAUAUUUCAAUCUUGCUUACUGAGCAGAUAAACUUGUACCUAAAGAUGGAGAAGAAACCGAACAAGAAAGAACAGCUGUCUCUUGUUAACAAUGUUUUGAAGCUAUCUACCAAGCUGCUAAAGGAGCUGGACACGCCGUUCCGGCUGUACGGGCUGACCAUGAACCCCUUAAUCUACAACAUAACACGUGUUGUAAUACUCUCUGCUGUCUCGGGUGUUAUAAGUGAUCUGCUAGGAUUCAAUAUCAGAUUAUGGAAAAUUAAACCAUGAACUGACUGACCAUCAGCACGGCCUCUCCAGCAGAAGGACAGACCAGAGACCCAGGGCUGGGGCAAAAAGCAGGGGUGCUCUCAAACUACAGAGGUCUGUCAUCAGUUUCUUUAACAGCAUCUCAAGGUAUGCACUGAAAGCUGUCCCUCUGCUUUACUGUUCUAUGACAUAAACUGGUCCAAUUUAUGAAGUCAUCCCAUGGUAUGCACGUGUAAAACAGAAUAAAUUGAGCCAAAUACUGGUAGUAGCUCACACUGAAGAUCACAGGAACUGUGUGCGCAUACUGUGGAGCAUCAAUCACUACACAAGCCAUGCUCGAGUGUCACAGGUGAUUGCUGCAGGUGCCUUGUUUCCUUAAGUAUCAGUCCUGUGCAAUAACACGUAAAGAGUCAGUCCUCCUGGUUUUGUUUGCAUCAUUUUCAGAGAGCACUGGAGCUCCACUGAACUCUGUGUGUCCGCCUUCAGCGCUCUGCUCAGACAAUACUGACGAGGCAUUGAUGUGAAUGUGCUGAAGAGCACUUCUCUCAGAAUUUCAUCGUGCUUUAGGCUGCUGCUGCUGCACGAUGCAGUGGCAUCAGGCUGCAUCGCAUGAACACUGACUCUAUGCUGACAGCUAAACUUGCAGCUGCAUAGCAGCUCUGUUACAGAUGGAUGCUGGUUGGUUUACAUGGGGUUUUCUGCAAAUAAAUCAUUUUGGAAAAACACAAGUUACAUUUGAGCAACCUUACACCACGAACUGCAGGUAAAACGUGUCAACUAAAAAUUAUUUUGCUAUGGUUGUUCCCUCUGACACCUCAGUGAUGUUUAAUCAGGGGGCAGUUAACAGCAUGUGCUAUGUACAGGGUGUCCUGCUGUGAUUUCUUCCAAUGACAGCUGAACUCGGUGUUCUGGGAAGCUGCUGCAGCUCUGCAAUAGUGCCUUACACUGGAAUACUGGAGGAAGAGUUCCUGUUGUGGUAAUCAGGUCAGUGGAAGAUAACUGACAAAGACUUCCUCAUCUGAAAAUAGAUUUGUGUUUAGAAAUGGCAUAGGAAAGAAAAGCUGUAAGGACAUGUGUUAAACUUGCAUUUUCCAUCAGUUUUGCUGACUGUUCUAUCAGUCAUGAAGAAAAGCAAAAUCUGCCCUUGUCAUAGCUUCGUUCUGUCACGUAAGGAGCGAGAUGGCAUAAGAAUUUUUGGUAGUAAAUUGUUUAUAGCUAUUUUCUGUACAAGGAAAGGUUGAAAGAUGGAAAAGAAAAUGACAGCUUGAUAUAUCAAAAUGUACAAAUAAAGCUACGGUACAAGUAUUUCUUCAUAAA
Molecule: messenger RNA, 3656 nt
Organism: Numida meleagris (helmeted guineafowl)
Lineage: Eukaryota; Metazoa; Chordata; Aves; Galliformes; Numididae
Gene: PHTF1
Product: putative homeodomain transcription factor 1
Exons: 18
Coding region: 102-2360 (752 amino acids)
Cellular component (GO): endoplasmic reticulum
Source: RefSeq, a predicted model, not a curated record